GCCUUUCACCCUUACUACCCACAGGAUAUCAUCCUCUCUGGCAAGAGCUUUGAGCCAAAUGAAUUGACUGUGACUACCCUCAUCAUAGGUUUCGCAACCGGCUUGACAUUAUUGCUGGGGUCGAUCUUAUUGCUUGUUCGAAGAGUUCACCCAAGGCUACCUACUACCGAUGUCGGCUUAGUCCUAUGGUUUGUUAUGUCGGGUACAAUACAUUUGUUCUUUGAAAGCUUCUUUGUGCUCCAUAAUUCGCAAAUCGCAGGCAUGCAAACUUUAUUCGCCCAACUAUGGAAGGAGUAUGCUUUAUCUGAUUCAAGAUACAUGUUUUCGGAUCCACUGGUUUUAUGUAUGGAGACAUGGACAGUGAUUAUCUGGGGUCCGUUGUGUCUACUGACAGCGGUCUUCAUAACAAAAUCCUCGCCAUACCGUCAUCCGAUCCAAGCUUUAGUGUCCACAGGUCAUUUAUAUGGGAAUCUUCUGUAUCUCUCGACGAGCUUGUAUGAAGAUUUCUAUAUCUCAAAGCAGUACUAUCGUCCUGAACCAUAUUACUUCUGGGUCUACUUUGUCUGCUUCAACUUACCUUGGCUCGUUGUGCCGGCUAUGUGCUUAUAUAGCAGCAUCAAAAAGUCUGCUAGAGCAUUCGAAUUGUCU
Molecule: messenger RNA, 648 nt
Organism: Mollisia scopiformis
Lineage: Eukaryota; Fungi; Ascomycota; Leotiomycetes; Helotiales; Mollisiaceae
Product: Emopamil-binding protein
Exons: 5
Biological process (GO): sterol biosynthetic process
Cellular component (GO): endoplasmic reticulum; membrane
Molecular function (GO): C-8 sterol isomerase activity; cholestenol delta-isomerase activity; steroid Delta-isomerase activity
Source: RefSeq, a predicted model, not a curated record